CUGGCCCGCGCGCCGCUCGGCCGCCGGCCGCCCCUGCUGCUGCUGCUGGCGGCGGUGCUGGCGGCGGCCGCCCCCGCGUCCCCGGCCGAGCCCCGCUCGCGAAGUUGCUCCGAAGUGAAGCGGCUCUACGUGGCCAAGGGCUUCAGCCAGAGCGAGGCGCCCAGCCACGAGAUCAACGGUGAUCACUUGAAAGUCUGCCCUCAAGGCUACACCUGCUGUUCCCAAGCCAUGGAGGAGAAGUAUUGGCAGCAGAGCAGACAGGAUUUCAGCCGUGCUGUUGUCGAGCUGAGCAACAAUCUGCAAGGAAUCUUCGGUUCGCGAUACAAGAAGUUUGAUGAAUUUUUCAGAGAGCUCCUGGAGAACGCCGAGAAAUCCUUGAAUGACAUGUUUGUACGAACUUACGGCCUCCUGUACAUGCAGAACUCCGAGAUGUUUAAGGACCUCUUUGUGGAGCUGAAGCGAUACUACGCGGGCGGCAGGGUCAACCUGGAGGAGAUGCUCAAUGACUUCUGGGCCCGGCUUCUUGAGCGCAUGUUCCGCCUGGUCAACCCCCAGUACCACUUUUCGGACGAGUACCUGGAGUGCGUCAGCAAGUACACCGAGCAGCUGAAACCAUUUGGGGACGUCCCACGAAAGCUGAAGCUGCAGGUGACUCGGGCUUUUGUGGCAGCUCGCACUUUCGCCCAAGGCCUGGCCGUGGCGAGGGAUGUCGUGGCUAAAGUGUCUGCGGUCAACCCCACGCCCCAAGGGGUUCGCGCCCUGACCAAGAUGAUGUACUGCCCGUUCUGCCGAGGCUUGGUCGCCAUCAAGCCGUGUUACAACUAUUGCUUCAAUGUCAUGCGAGGCUGCUUAGCCAACCAAGGGGAGCUGGACACGGAGUGGAAUAACUUCAUAGAUUCAAUGCUCAUGUUGGCCGAGAGGUUGGAAGGCCCUUUCAACAUCGAGUCUGUCAUGGACCCCAUCGAUGUGAAGAUUUCAGACGCCAUCAUGAACAUGCAAGAAAACAGCUUGCAGGUGUCCCAAAAGGUUUUUCAAGGAUGUGGACAGCCCAAGAUGCUGGCACAAAGCCGAACAUCUCGCUCAGCAUCGGAUAGUAGCUUCAGUGCCCGCUUUAGGCCUUACAACCCGGAGGAACGCCCAACCACAGCCGCAGGCACGAGUUUAGAUCGACUGGUGACAGAUGUGAAGGAGAAACUGAAGCAAGCAAGGAAGUUUUGGUCUUCCCUUCCCAGCAACAUCUGCAGCAAUGAGAAGAUGGCUGCUGGCAACCUGCAUGAAGAAGAAUGCUGGAACGGAAACAGCAAGAGCAGGUACAUCUUCGCUGUGAUGCCGAACGGCUUAGCCAACCAGGCGAACAAUCCCGAAGUGGAAGUCGACACUUCGAAGCCGGAUAUGGUGAUCCGUCGGCAGAUCAUGUCCCUCCGAGUGAUGAUCAGCAAGCUGAAGAACGCCUAUAAUGGCAACGACGUUGACUUCAUUGAUAUCAGCGACGAAGGCAGUGGAGAAGGCAGUGGGAGUGGGUGCGAAUUGCAGCACUGUUCUCCUGAAUUGGCGCUCAACGGGACCGACGUCACGCAGAAUGUCAACCAAGUGGACAAAAAAAUGACUGACUCCGCCACUAGUCUGGGCUCAUCAGGAGCAGCGAUCCUUUUAAGCAUCUUUUUGUUCCUAAUGGGGCAAAGACAAUGGAGAUAACUGUGCAUCCUCCUCGUUCUUCUUCUUUUUUUUUAAACAGUUGGAGAGGGGAAAAUGACUUUUAAAAAAAAAAAGUGCUAAGAGGGACCGGAUUUCACGUUUAUACCAUCGAAAGACUUUUGGGGAGGUGCGGAAGGUUCCUUUGUAAGUUAAUGGAAAACAGUGUACAGUUUUUUUUAAAAAAACCUCUUGUGGCCACUGGUUUUAAUUUUUUUUUUCCUGCCCCCUUUCAUUUUUUGGGAAGGGAAAAAAAAAACAACAGAACCGUUUGGACCAGUUAAUCUGAUCUGUUGACUGAGAAACUACAAUAAGUGUGGUUAAGCAAGUGUA
Candoia aspera is the source of this 2025-nucleotide messenger RNA. It is a transcript of the gene GPC4, whose product is annotated as glypican 4. Gene Ontology annotation, cellular component: extracellular region; plasma membrane; synapse. The coding region runs from base 229 to 1695 and encodes 488 amino acids. Gene Ontology annotation, biological process: regulation of presynapse assembly; synaptic membrane adhesion; regulation of signal transduction. Lineage: Eukaryota; Metazoa; Chordata; Lepidosauria; Squamata; Candoiidae. The transcript has 9 exons. The record is from RefSeq and is a predicted model, not a curated record.